AUUAGCGAAACCAACCAAAACUCAUGAAAAUGAGCCAUUCAGAGGUUUCAGCUUCGGCAUGACGUGUGCUGUGAUGUCUAAAGCUGUUUAUGUUUGCACAGACCGCCGAAGUCACUCUUUACUUUUCAGAUCCUAAAACUACAGCUUGAUUGAAGAAGUUUGUUGGAGUUAUUCGUAAAGAGAAUUUGUUUUUGUUUUGUUAAAGUGGAGGUACAAUGGAGGACAAGAAAACUGUAAACUUCAUGAGACUCUUAUCAGCUGAGAGCAGCCUGUCUUCAGACUCCUGUGAGUACUAUCAGACAGAGAUAUUUGACCUGCUGCCCAGCAUCCAGGCUUCACGGCCAGAGCAAAACAGACAUGGUCCUUUGGGAGCCAGUGACACCUACGGAUGUGGUACAGAGCCAACGGAGGGCCAUUCCAGUACGCACCUGUCCAGAGGACCCAGAGACAAAACAUCUAUGCAGCCACUCAAGAACUUGGCAUUGUGCAUGCAAGGCAAGAGGGGAGCCAGGGAAAGGAGGAAGAUACAAAGAAGCAACAUAGGUUCCUGGCAGUCCUGGAGGCGGAGUCAAAGCAUCAGCAUGAAGAGGGUGUGGACUCAGAUGGGAGAUUCUCUGUCCAGACUGCUGCCAUUGCAGCACACUCUUCACCAAAUUGAAGGCAGGUUUGGAGUAGGCGUGAAAGCCUAUUUCGUUUUCCUCAGGUAUCUGAUUUACUUGAACCUACUACACUGCAUUCUCGUCUGUGGUUUCAUUGUGGUACCAACGGUAGUUUAUGGCACUAACAAAAGAAAUGAGCUGGUGUUCAACGAAAGUGACUCCGUUUUAGAUUUCUUUCUUGGAUCGGGCUUCCUGAAUCGGACACCUGUUUUCUAUGGCUUUUACACUUCCGGCUUUCUGCAUUUUCCCUGCUUGAACAUACCUCUGUUGUACUUUGAGGGAAUCAUCACCAUCCUCUUCCUCAGUCUCAUUAUGGUGGUCCGCAGAACAACCAUUGGGUACAAGCACACGUGGAUGCUCGGGAAGCGUUACAGCAUGAAUGUGAGUUUUAAGAUCUUCUGUGGCUGGGACUUCACCAUUCAGGACCCUUCAGCCGCUGCUCUCAAACACAGCUUCAUCAGAAAUGACCUCAAGUUGUUUCUGGAGGAGCACAGCUUCUCCUUGCGAAAAGCGCAGAGGACACUCGGCCAGAAGGUGCGUCUCUACCUGCUCAGAUUCAUCCUCAACCUCCUGGUUUUAUCCCUUCUUGGUGGAGCCUUUGUCCUCAUCUACUUCUCUAUAACUGCAUCAUCCGGGGUUUCCCAGAGUAUGCACACCUGGGUGGUCAGUCUGAUCUUUGAGUAUCUCCCUCCCAUUACCAUCACUUUCGUGAACCUACUUUUUCCUCAUAUCUUCCGUAAGAUUUCAUCUUUUGAAGACUACUCUUUCACUAUGCAAGUGAAUACCACUCUUGUGAGGAGCAUCUUCUUGAAGCUGGCAUCCCUCGGCAUCUACAUAUUUUUCAUCUUGAGAGGAAGUAACAAAGGCUGUGUGGAAAAUCAGUUUGGCAGAGAGAUGUACAAGCUGUGCAUCUUCAGCUUCCUCACCACCUUCUGCAGCACCUUUUUCUUGAACUACCCCAGGAAGUUGCUGCAGGAGAAGUAUCCUACAUCCCUGGUGGCCCACUUGUUCGGGAAACAGCGUUUCCUCAUUCCCUUUAAUGUGCUGGAUUUAGUCUAUGGUCAGACUGUGUCCUGGAUGGGAGUCUACUACUGCCCCCUGCUGCCUCUGAUAGGAACUGUCAUACUAAUGGCCACAUUCUACAUCAAAAAGUUCAGUGUCCUGCGGUGCUGUGUUGCAGAGCACCGAAUGUUUCGAGGCUCCAACUCCUCAGUUUUAUUCCACCUCAUGCUGCUGUUGGGUCUUCUCAUGGCUGCAGUCACACUGGGUUUCAGCAUCUACCAACAAAAAGAAAACUUUGAUAAAAGCCCCGUGUCCUCCUGUGGUCCAUUUGCAAAUGGACGCAGCGUGUUUAAUGUCACAGGAGACUGUGUGAAAAGUCUUCCAACUCCGGCCCAGACCACACUCCGCUUCCUGAUGUCUGAGGCCUUUGCCCUGCCUCUCAUACUAACUGAGAUCAUCAUCCUGACCUCCUAUUUGUCUCGUGGACGAGCAAAUCGGAAAGCUAUUGAAAGACUGAAAGACAUGUUGGUUAUGAGCAGCUCAGAUAAGCGUUUCCUAGUGAAGCAGCAUACCACCCUGCUGAGAAGUCGAAAGAACACGAACAGAGUCCGCUCAGCUGCUGCAGAGGGAGACACCAGCCUCCGUCACUGAGAGGAAGACCCUCCGUGGAUCAACAACACCUGAAGAACCAUUUCUGCAAAGAUGCUUCAGCUUUUAUUUUAUUUUCGUUUAUUUCGGCAUGUUUAUAUAGACACAUUUCAUCUCCAGAACAUUAUACACUGCAUACUCAGCACAUGACGAAAAGGGUACGGGAGAAGCUGACGCUUAUCAAAGUCCCGCCCCGUUCUAUGUAAGAUUCAUGAUCACAUCAACAACAGAAUUCAGUAAGAUACAUAGUUUACCACAUAGCAAUUUGUCUAAUUUCAUCCUUCACAGUCCAGAUAGCAUGUAUGUUUGUACACGUGUCCAGUCCACUCAUCCUGAUCACCGUUCCUGUGAUUUACUACUGUGUCCACUGUUCAGUUAUUUUAAUGUCCAAGCCUCUUUUUGCAUGCAAUCCACUUUGCAAUGGAGGUGCGUGUGUCAAUGCAAUUUUGAUUAGUCGCCGUCCUCUGGCUCUCUAGCCGCCUUUGCCCCCUCCGCUCGUACUGACUUCAUCUCCUCCCGAGCUUUGGACACCUCCGACCAUACACUGGUCAGUCUCUCCUGGAUGUCAGCGAGGCCAGAGAGCAGCUCUGCCUGAUCAGCUCUCACUUUUCUCAACUUUUGUAGCAUCCAGACCCCGCCAAGCCCUAGGAUCACUAGGCCCACCGUCAUGCCCGUGAAUAUAUAGACGUCUUCCACGUCUUCUAUAUCCAACACCCCAAGACACACUACUUUCCACUUAUUCCAGCUGUCCAUGGUGUAUCCCGCCAAGAAUGUCCCAUCUGGACAGGCCGGUUCCCUUGUCCCAGCACGCCGUGUAGAAAAAAUCUUGUCAAUAGCAUUUACUGACCAGUUCAGAAUCUCCAUUCUUGAUUUUAUGUUCUGCUUGGUCGUGAUAUCUGCUGUGCUGUGAUAGAGCUCAAUGUCACACACACACAUUUUAUAGUGACUUUGUUUAGUCUCCAUGUUUUGUUUCCAUGCUAGGUGCUCCCGUGCUGAAUUUCCCACAUUGCCAUUGUUUUGUACACAUAGCCAGACAUUGCCUUCGUGUACCUAGGUUUGAUAAUCCUUCAAUAACAGUUUCUUUAACCCAUGUUUGAAAACAGUUAAAUUUCUUGCUAACUUUAAUUCAUUGUUUAGGCUAUUCCACAUUUUCACACCAGCUACUGACAAACUAUGGCUUCCCAUCGUUGUCCUUAUCUUUUUCUGUUGAAACUGCAGCAAGCUGCGCAUGCUGUGAGGACCUUGACUAAGAGUGAACAAUUUCUGAACAUUUACUGGCAAUGUGUUGCUUUGUAAAUUGUUUGUAGCAUCUGAAAAUGAAGUAUCUCUCUCAGUUUUAGAUAUUUCGCCUUUAUGAACAGUUCGUUCGUAUGUGCCCUGGCUGGGACAGAAUGAAUGAUGCGAAGCGCUUUUUUUUGCAAUUUAAAUAUUGGUUCUGUAAUGCCCUUGUAAGUGAAACCCCAAUUUUCUACACAGUACCUCAUAUGUGGGACUAUUAGUGCCGAAUAUAUGGUCUUAAGCGAGUUUAAAUUGAGAGAUUUCUGCAAUUUCCACAGAAUAGACACACUCCUUGCCAUCUUAUUUUGAAUUAUUUUUACAUGUGGUCGCCAUGUCAAGAGGUCAUCCACUAAUAUACCCAGAACCUUAUGUUCCCUCACUCUUUCUAUAUUGUAUCCAUUAACUUGCAAGUUUAUGCUUUUCCUUACAUUAUUUCUCCCAAAUAACAUGAAUUUGGUCUUUGCCAGAUUUAGUGAUAAUUUAUUUAUAUUAAACCAUGUAUUUAGUUUUGUCAUUUCUCUGUUAAUCGCUUUUUCCAGUAUAUUCAAGUCGUUUCCUGAGCAGAAAAUAUUUGUAUCAUCAGCAAAUAAAAUAAGUUUUAAUACAUCAGAUGUUUUGAUUAUGUCAUUGAUAUAUAGAGUAAAUAGCUUAGGGCCUAAGACUGACCCCUGUGGGACCCCACAGACGACAUCCAGGCAUGUAGACGUAUUUGUUCCCAUCUGGACAUAUUGGACUCUACCAGAUAGAUAGCUUUUGAUCCAUCUUAAAGCUGUAUCUCUGAUACCGUAAUCAUAUAAUUUUUCAAUCAAAAUAUCGUGAUUUAUAGUGUCAAAAGCUUUUUUGAGGUCAAUAAAGAUGCCUACUAUAUAUAAUUUGUGGUCAAGCGCAUCUUUAAUCAGUUCUAAGGACUCUGUGAGGGCAAGUGCUGUCGAAUGUUGCUUUCUGAACCCGUAUUGGCUAUCACACAGGAUGUUGUGUUCAGUCAUGAACUUUUCCAAUCUGCUAUUAUAGAGUUUUUCUAAAAUCUUUGAACACUGCGGCAAUAAGGAGACCGGGCGAUAGUUUGUAGUCAUAUUUAUAUCACCACUUUUAUACAAUGGUAAUACCUUUGCUAUUUUCAUCUUGUCUGGAAAUACACCGGUUUUGAAGGAUAAGUUACAUAUGUGCGUGAGUGGUGUUAUAAUUCCUUUUUGUACCGCCUUCAACAGUCUCAUGUCAAUUUCGUCUACAUCUACUGAAGAUUUACAUUUGCACUGUGUGAGGGCAUUUACAACUUCUGCUUCAGUGACUGGUUCAAGUAACAGACAUGAAUUUUUAGUGAUUGUAUUCUUAUCAGAGUCAAAAUGGUCCCAGCGCAAUGGUGAUUCAGGGAUGUCCUUGGCCAGCUGUGGGCCAACAUUUACAAAGAAUUUAUUGAAUUGAUCCACAAUCAAGUUCCCGUCAGACACCGUCUCAUUAUUUAUAAUAAGGUGGUCUGGGAGUGUGACCUUUGGUUUCCGACCUGAUAUUGAAUUCACUAUACUCCAGAGUUUCUUGUUAUGAUUCUUGUUAUCUGAUAGUAGUUUUUCAUAGUAAUCCUUUUUUUGCUUUCUUAGUGCACUAUUUAUCUUAUUUCUAUAUUUUUUAUAUUUGGAUUCAGCUAUUUCUGUUCUGUCUCUGAGAAAUUGUUUAUAUAAAAGGUUUUUUUUCCUACAUGCAUUUACAAGUGAUUUCGUAAGCCACGGUGUGGCUUUCUUUUUUGUUUUGUCUGUUAUCUCCCUUGCAGAGCAAUGUUUAUGGUACAGUCCUGUGAGAGUCUUCAGGAAUUCAUCAUACGCUUUGUUUGUUUCUGUUUCAGAGAGCACAUGUCUCCAUGUCUGUGUCAACAGCUGACUCUCCAAUGCGUUCAUAUUCUUUUCAUUUCUUAUCCUAACUAACUUUCUUUUUUUCGUCUCGCUCUUUACAAUAUGAUUCCACUCACACAUUGCAAAGACUGGUAGAUGAUCAGAGAUAUCGCAUAUCAAUAGUCCACUCACUGGAUCUGCUUCUAAGACAUUUGUAAAUAUAUUGUCAAUUAGUGUGGCACUAUGUUUGGUAAUUCUGCUGGCCAUUGUAAUUAAGGGAUGCAUACCUGCCGCAUACAUACUAUUUAGAAAGUCAUCUGUCCCAGCGUUGUUGUUUGGGUUUAAGAUAUCGAUAUUAAAGUCUCCGCAUAUGAAAACAUUUUUAUGCUUUGUCAGAGAGAGUAGUUCUGUCACACUAUCACUGAAUAAUUCUAACUUUGAAUCCGGGGCUCUAUACAGACAGGAUAUUACAGUAUUUCUCCCUUUACACAUAGAUAAUUCUACAGUUUUCUGGCCGUCCUCAGAAGACCCGGAGCAGAUCCGGGUCGACCAAAAGCCAGCAGUCAAAGAGAUGAUGACUUCUCACUUUUACCAGUAUUAAUAACUCGGGUAUUCAUGUAACCUUUAUGUGAUGGAUUUUGUUGCUUGUUAUGUGACUGAGCAAUAUUCAACAUCUCUGCAAGUGUGUUGAUUCAUCAUACUUUGUUUCUUUUUAUGUGUAUGUAUUAAUUAAAUAAAUGUAAAAUUAAAAAGUAUUAAUUAUGUUUAAAUGAACAAUAUAUGUGCAUGAAUAUAUUUAAAAAAAUGUUUAAGUUUGUUACGCUCCAAGAUGUACGUUUUU
Molecule: messenger RNA, 6251 nt
Organism: Cololabis saira (Pacific saury)
Lineage: Eukaryota; Metazoa; Chordata; Actinopteri; Beloniformes; Belonidae
Gene: tmc8
Product: transmembrane channel-like 8
Exons: 16
Coding region: 216-2312 (698 amino acids)
Cellular component (GO): plasma membrane
Molecular function (GO): mechanosensitive monoatomic ion channel activity
Source: RefSeq, a predicted model, not a curated record